Messenger RNA from Trametes versicolor FP-101664 SS1, 1423 nucleotides. Its product is annotated as NAD-dependent formate dehydrogenase. NCBI's taxonomy places the organism in Eukaryota, Fungi, Basidiomycota, Agaricomycetes, Polyporales, Polyporaceae. The record is from RefSeq and is a predicted model, not a curated record. Gene Ontology annotation, molecular function: NAD binding; formate dehydrogenase (NAD+) activity; oxidoreductase activity, acting on the CH-OH group of donors, NAD or NADP as acceptor. The transcript is spliced from 7 exons. Gene Ontology annotation, cellular component: cytosol. The coding region runs from base 114 to 1313 and encodes 399 amino acids.
ACGUAUAUAUACCUUGGCAGAUUCGAGCAGGUUCCACCAGCACCGGACACGGUACAACCUCACACUCGCACUCCACCUUCUGCUUCUCUUCUGCACUCCAAAUCUCAGAUACCAUGUCUGUUCUAUCCGCCUCCGCUUCUGCGCUCAAGCGCAACAUCGCCGCCGCCGCCAAGGGGCAGCGCAUGCUCAACGGCCGCACCCUCGCGCCGACGGUGAACCACAACAGCUCCGCCGGCUUGAAGGUUCUCGCUGUCCUCUACAAGGGUGGCGAAGCCGCGAAGCAGGAGCCGCGCCUCCUCGGCAGCGUCGAGAACCAGCUCGGCAUCCGCGAGUGGCUCGAGUCCCAGGGCCACGAGUACAUCGUCACGGACUCCAAAGAAGGCCCAGACAGUGUGUUCCAGAAGGAACUGAAGGACACCGACAUCCUCAUCACGACGCCGUUCCACCCCGGCUAUCUCACGCGCGACCUCAUCAAGACCGCGCCGAACCUGAAGCUGUGCGUCACCGCGGGCGUCGGCUCGGACCACAUCGACCUGAACGCGGCCGUCGAGCGCAAGAUCCAGGUGCUCGAGGUGACGGGCUCGAACGUCGUCUCCGUCGCGGAACACGUCAUGAUGAGCAUCCUGCUGCUCGUCCGCAACUUCGUUCCCGCGCACGAGAUGAUAGAGCGCGGCGAGUGGCAGGUGUCUGACAUCGCGCGCAACGCGUAUGACCUCGAGGGCAAGGUCAUCGGCACCCUCGGCGCGGGCCGCAUCGGACGGCUUGUCCUGGAGCGCCUGAAGCCGUUCAACCCGAAGGAGCUGCUCUACUACGACUACGCACCUCUCUCCGCAGAGAACGCGGAGAAGCUCGGCGCGCGCCGCGUCGAGGAUCUCAAGGAGUUUGUCUCGCAGUGCGACAUCAUCACGAUCAACGCGCCCCUGCACGAGGGCACGCGCGGGCUCAUAAACGCCGACCUCCUCUCGCACUUCAAGCCCGGCGCCUGGCUCGUGAACACCGCGCGCGGCGCGAUCUGCGUCGCGGAGGACGUCGCGGCCGCGCUCAAGACCGGCCAGCUCAACGGGUACGCGGGGGACGUGUGGAACGUGCAGCCCGCGCCGAAGGAGCACCCGUGGCGGCACAUGAAGAACCACCUCGGCGGCGGGAACGGGAUGGUGCCGCACUACUCGGGGACGACGCUCGACGCGCAGGCGCGGUAUGCGGAGGGGACGAAGGACAUUUUGGAGCGGUACUUCAAGGGGAAGGCGCAGGAGCCGGCGAACGUGAUUGUGGGGCUUGGCAAGUACGAGACCAAGUCGUAUGGACAGCGGUAGGGGGCUACGGGAGCUUCCUGACAAUGGUCUGCGCAGUAUCUACCGUUAAUGCAUGAGGUUCAACGACAUGUGCAUUUGCCACAAUAGCGUAAUCAUUCCGUAUGUGCUCA